UCCUGCCAGUCCCUUAAUAAACUAGAAGUGUAUUAUUCCAACGAAUUUUGAAAAGUAGUAGGUUGUUUGAUUUAAAACUCAUAGCGAACUUAAUCUCCAGUGAAAAAGGAACAGGAGGUCUUCGGGAGUUAAUCGAUCGAUUUUUCUCUGUUAGACGACAUUUAGCUAAAUACAUAGAAUAGUGUCCCGCAACACGAAUGCAAAAACAUGGAGGAGUUGUCCGGUGUUAUGAUAGUGCUGAUUAUCGGCGGUGGAGUGUUGGGCGUAACAAUGUGUUUCAUUUUCGCUAAAAGGCAAAUCGUUCGCUUCACACUUCGGCAGCGUCGCGGACCGCACGUUGCAGUUGGGCACGACGCAAAGAAGUCAAUUAAGAAGGAAAUAGAACGCAGGCUCGAUUGUAUACAGAAAAUAUACUACGAACCGAAGCUCAUCUGGGAUGAUAAGCUCGAUGACGAAAAGUACAUCCUGCAACCGGAUACUACCCUGCCACCGUACUACUGGCGAAUGAAAGCCGUCGAUGAUGUGAAAGAACUGGAGCGAGAAAUAACGAAACAAGAUGGCUCGGCAAGACAUCCGAGGGAUAGUCUACGGGCGUUCCUGCUAACCACAUUGGCAGCACCGCUGAAUGGAUCGGGUCAAAGAUUAAUUCAUCAGUUCUGUGAUAUGUACGAGCAUGCCCGGCACGAUCCGAAUGAAUUCGGUCAAGAGGAAUACCAAGCCUACCAAAGACUGCUGAAAAAAUUAUCCGAAGCCGCCAAAAUGUUGAAAUCUUACUCGAGCAGUCGGAAGUCGUCCCCGAAUCGGACGCCCGUUAAGAAGCAGUCAAAAAUGCAGUCCCUGCUUGAUCCGGCCAGACUACGACCCCCACCAGUAGCCCUUACAACGGGCGGCGGUACCGAUACAGUGAUGUCCAAUACGCGAAUGAACCUUUCCCUGGCCGUUCAGCUGCAGCAACAACAACAGCAGCAACAGCAGCACCAAUUCCAGCAACACGAUCUCGAGGAAAACGAAAUACUCAGUAUCUCUCAGUACCACGGAGAGACAGAAACAUUUACCAUACGCAGGUCUUUCAAAAAUUGAAAUGGUUUAGAAAGUGGGAUCCCUCCAAAAGCGAACUCUCCAAAACACGCUAAAGUGCAGAGUUGCUCCAAAAUGUUGAAUCCGAUGACAGAUGAUGGUCCGAAAACAUACUCCGAUAUAAACUUUACUGUCCUUUAAAAAGAAAAAGAAUUUUGGGUUUUCCUUAAAAAAUAGAAUUUAUUUGAGAAAAAAAA
Anopheles coustani is the source of this 1274-nucleotide messenger RNA. RefSeq names its product protein C1orf43 homolog. Lineage: Eukaryota; Metazoa; Arthropoda; Insecta; Diptera; Culicidae. The transcript has 5 exons. The record is from RefSeq and is a predicted model, not a curated record. Bases 208 to 1080 code for a protein of 290 amino acids.